GGUUGUUGCGCCCCGAAUGCGCACGCGCGUGCGCAUGACCUCUGCUCGGCCAAGACCUACGGCCAGCACGACGGAACACGGCGAUGCUGUCGACAACAGCCACCGCCGCGAAGCGAGAGAAAGGGCAAACAUGCAAAAGCAAGCAUCUGCACAUGAACGCACAGGACCGAUACAUCCGAAAGGGAGUCAGGAAAGGCAGAACACUACCGCCGUUUUUGCCUGCCGAGAGCGCUGUGCCCUUCCUAGCACCGCCACGUGCCGCCGCCUGGUCCACCAGGUGUGACGACAAAUUUGGCCUGAAGGUCAUGCGUGCCAAGUUGAAACGGGAGGAGGAGGAGGAGGAGGAGGAGGAGGAGGAGGAGGAGGAAAAUGAGGCGGAGGAGGAAGAGGAAGAGGACUCGGCCCGGCCAAGGCUGCUGGGUGGUGUACAAUCGCCGAUCUCUGGUCGGACUCCAGCGUCGCGAGGAUCAACAAGCAAGUCGCAAAAAACGGCUGAUUAGCUUCAAGCCCAGCUCGUUAUGCGAGCAUGCCGCGAAAAAGUGCCAACUGAACAGGGCGGCGCCGCUGUAAGUGGUGCGCCUAAACUUGGCGGAGACAAGUCCCCUUCACGGAGAAGUGGAGCUCCACCGAAGGCCCCAAUGGCCCAAUGGCAGGGGUCGCAUGGCACUGCCGCAUCCAUCCCUGGGCCGUGUCGGAGGAGGCGGAGGAGGAAGAGGAAGAGGACUCGGCCCGGCCAAGGCUGCUGGGUGGUGUACAAUCGCCGAUCUCUGGUCGGACUCCAGCGUCGCGAGGAUCAACAAGCAAGUCGCAAAAAACGGCUGAUUAACUUCAAGCCCAGCUCGAUAUGCGAGCAUGCCGCGAAACAAUGCCAACUGAACAGGGCGGCGCCGCUGUAAGUGGUGCGCCCAAACUUGGCGGAGACAAGCCCCCUUCACAGGAGCACGCGAUGCAACAGCGCGAGUAGAAGAAAAGGGGAGAACAGAAUGCGUGGCUCGAUGGCCAAACGCGAGACUCAGACGCAACGCUGUUGCGUAGAAAAAAUAUAAACAGGCACUCGCUCGAACGACGACAAUGUACGAUCUGAUCAUAUUACUGCUCCUGGUUGUACUGCCGCUGCACCUUCAAGUACGGUCCUUUCAAUUGACUGCAGUCGGCCAAAAGCCUUG
Prorocentrum cordatum is the source of this 1166-nucleotide messenger RNA. The record is from the annotation of a GenBank genome assembly. NCBI's taxonomy places the organism in Eukaryota, Dinophyceae, Prorocentrales, Prorocentraceae.